AAGAAACUGAAAGUAAAGUCCUUUCUUUAGAAAACGGCUGAGCGCUCUCUUGUUUUUCUUUCAGCUUUACAAACCUACGCCACCACAUAAAUGGCCUCCAACGUCACUCUUUUAUCUGAGGAGCAGUUUCUCUGUCCAAUCUGCCUGGACAUGUUCACUCGACCAGUUUCCACUCCAUGUGGACACAACUUCUGUAUAUCCUGUCUCACAUCGUACUGGGACAACGAACCAAUCUGCCAGUGCCCGGUUUGUAAGGAAAAGUUUGAGCGGAGACCCAAUCUCAAGGUCAACACUUUCAUUUCAGAGCUUGCAUCACAGUUCAUGUUGCUUCAGGUGACAGAUGCUCACAUCUGGAGCCCAGACCAACUGAAGGCUAACACUGGCGGUGCAGUGCUGUGUGAUAUCUGUACUGACAUUCAGCAAGAGGCCGUCAAAUCCUGCGUGGAGUGUCUGACUUCUUACUGCAACGUUCAUCUAGAGCCUCAUCACAGAGCUGCCGGACUGAAGAGACACAAACUGGUCGAUCCUCUGGAGGACCUGGAGGACAGGCUCUGCAGGGAGCACAACCACCUCCAUGUGUUGUUUUGCAGAAAGGACAAAGUUUUGCUGUGUGACGUCUGCGCCAGUUCGCAGCACGUGAACCAUGAUGUUGUUCCUGUGCCUCGAGCAUACAAAGAGAUGAAAGAUCUGCUGGGAGACACAGAGGCAAAAGUGCAGCAGAUGAUCCAGGAAAGGCAACAGAAGGUGCAAGCCAUGACGGAGUCAGUAAAACAAAGCAAGAGAGAAACCAAGGAUGUUAUAGCUUAUAGCGUGCAGGACUUAACAGCACUGGUGUCUGAGAUUCAGAAGAGCCAGACGGAGCUCGUAGAAGUGAUGGAGAAGAAGCAAAAAGCUGCAGAAGAACGAGCGGAUGGUUUUAUUAGCAGUGUGGAGCAGGAGCUCACUGAGCUUCAGAGGACAGCGGUGAAACUGAGGGAGCUCAAACAGACUGAAGACCAGCUCCGUUUCCUCCAGAACUUCCCAAAUGCAUCCCACCUACCACCCAUCAUGGACUUGUCCUCAUUCAGCUUUGACAGACACGUGGAGAUACAGCACAUACAGAAAUGUUUGGUCAGCUCUGUGUCUCAGCUGCGAAUGUUACUGAACAACAUGAACACAGAAAUAAAUUCAUUCUCUGCAUCUGAAGACGCCACGCUGAGGUACGUUCGCCAGUAUGAGGUGAACAUUUUGCUGGAUCCUGAUACAGCUCACCCUCUGCUCAUUAUAUCUGAUGACAGGAAGCAGGUGAGAUACAGCAUGGGCUCAGGUUUGUGGGGACUCCAGAACCUGAACCCAAACAUGUUCACUGAACACCUCGCAGUGCUGGGACAGAGAGGCUUCUCGUCACGCAAGUUUUACUUUGAGGUGUUUGUGGGUCAAAAGACUGAAUGGUGUGUGGGCGUGGCCAUGGCUUCGGUCCAGAGGAGGGGGGCGCUUGUUCGGAGUCCUUCCUCUCGACUCUGGGCCAUCUGGUUUCUGGAGGACAAGUUUGAAACCUUCAGUUCUCCAGGUGUGUUCAUAUACUUUGGGAAAGUGGAGAGGGUCGGAGUGUUUGUGGAUUAUAACGGAGGUGUGAUAUCGUUCUACGAUGUACAUACCGCCACACUUAUUUUCUCAUUUACUGACUUUGUCUUCACCGAGGAGCUUUACCCUUAUUUAAAUCCUUGUGAUAAUGAAUAUGGUUCAAACUUGGAUCCAAUGGUUAUUGUUCCAGUCAGUCAUAUAGAGUGAACGGAGGCUUCAGAGACGCAGUGGUUUGUGGGUUAAUUACUAAAAUGCAGCUGAUGAGAUUGAUUUCAAAAGCACCUUAAAUUAAAUGAAGACUUUUUGAUGAGGCAGUUUUUCAUAAUUAUAAAAUAUGUAAAGCAUUGAUGGAGAAGAACCAUCUUCAGCAGCCAUUUGUGCGGCUUAGAUCCUAUAUUUUUCUGCUGUAUGUGUGUAUAUACAGUGAAACAAUAUUUCUCACAACCUUAAGCUUUUCUAUAAUAAUACUUUGUGAAAAAAAUGUGUUCUUGUAGGUGCCUGCGUUUUAUUUAAUUCAUGUUGGAUUCCUGGAACCCCUAGAUGCUUAAAAAGGUGACGCAAUUAAUCAAUCGUUACAAACUAUUAUUACUUAUUAUAUGUAAAUAUUGUUAAUUUAUUUUGAUUGGUUAACUGGUUGUUUCAGCUAACCAGCUACUGUUGUCUUAUGAUGGCAGGAUGUUGACUUCAAGAUGUUGAUUUGAUCAAACAAUAUUGCUUUAUUAUAUACAGGGAGCAAACAACAGAAACAAUUCAUUUACGUACUAAAUAUGAAAUACAAGCCUCAAACUUUACUGGCCACAGAAAAGCUUUUUUACAGAAUAAUGUGUUUUUUUUUUUACAAUGUCCUCAGACAGUGUUUGGAGCUCUGGCACUCACUCAGCACUUAUCGUGAUGACACAGGUGAAGUCAGUUUAAGUCUAUGAAGGUCGAGGGUUUUUCAUCGAAGACAUUUUUUAGAAAAACACAGGCGUGAGUAAUAAAAUGAAGUAUGGCUCAGUUCCAUUUAGAUGCUUCAGUGUCAGGGAGAUGGUUUUGUUAAUGCUGCCUCCCUGUCACACUGUCACGGUUUACUGGGACACUUGACUACAUAAGAGUUGUGGUUAAUUUCAUUAUUAUCUUCACCGUGACUUUUACUGCCAUGAAAAGUGAACAUGUCUGCUGAGAAAAGUGUGGGGGAAAUGUGGGAAAAUAAAUAAUUAACACUGAAAGUUAAUUCACCAUGAAUAAAACCCACUCAUAUAUUUCUAUAUGAGCUGAGUCAGUUCAGAUGAGUAGUGAAGGAACAACAAUGAAGGAAGUAUGAAAUAAAACCUGCAUCUAUGAGCCCUCGAGCUUUCUUUACAGCCACAGACAUUCAUAUCUAGGAUAUCAUAUAAAAAAAACAAUAUUUAUACCUAUGCAGGUAUGUUCAAUGUGAGGUAAUAUUGAGGCAAAUAUCUACCAGUCUGUUUGUCGAUGUUGUUUUCCUAAUUCAUACACUACACUAAUAUAUCCAUGUUAUUUAAAUCAUGCCAUGUUCUUGUGUUCAUUUUGUUUUUUUGAUGACAUUAUGUUCUUCUUGCUGUAACUGCAGUUGGUGUUGGUAAUGAUUAGCUAAAUUAAAUUAUGUUUUAAGCUGUAUAUGCUCUGUAAUUGUAAUAAAACUUUUAUGUCAGCUUGAUGAAAUUUUAAAUAAGUAAAAAAGUAUUACGUAACUAAAGCAGGCAACAUUUUCAGUGUAUUUCUGUCUUAACCCUCAUUUCCGUCAUUGGUGAAAGAUGGACAUCUUAACAAACAUUUCAUUUUUGGUUUUUAGUUGAAUUUCAACUCCACAUGUCUGAAAUUCAUCAUUAAA
Seriola dumerili (greater amberjack) is the source of this 3397-nucleotide messenger RNA. RefSeq names its product zinc finger protein RFP-like. The transcript is spliced from 2 exons. The coding region runs from base 91 to 1770 and encodes 559 amino acids. Gene Ontology annotation, molecular function: protein binding; zinc ion binding. NCBI's taxonomy places the organism in Eukaryota, Metazoa, Chordata, Actinopteri, Carangiformes, Carangidae. The record is from RefSeq and is a predicted model, not a curated record.